UAAUAUCAUUCGUCCCACCUCCCCUCCCCUCUGAAGCACACCAAAACGGCAAAACCCUAGCCCUAGGUUCUUUGCCACCGGCGUCCCCAGGCUCAGCGCUUCCGCUUCUUCCUCUUCCCUCUGUCCGGAACCCAGGUAGCUCGGCACGUCGUCCCCAUCCUCGCUGGCUUCUCUGUCCGUGGCUUGGAGCAGCUCGCCAUCGGGUCACCGCUUACCGUCGUCUCUGCUCUCGCCGUCGUGUCGCCGGUUGCCGCCGUGUCUCCGUCGAAGAAAAAAAUUGAUAAAAAAAUUUUAAUUUUUUGGUCUCGAAGAUCUCUGUAGUGAAGCUAGUGGAUCCUGAAGUGAAGGAACGCAACGAUGAGAAAGAAGGAUGUGAAGAAUUGUCUGAUAUAUACCACUUACCGCGGGUUUUCAAGCUGAACUACGCGGAGAUGAUGGAGAAGUUCAAGGUUUGUAUAUAUCCUGAUGGAGAUCCCAAGACAUUUUAUCAAACACCUAGGAAGCUCACUGGGAAAUACGCCAGUGAGAGAUAUUUCUUCCAGAACAUUCGGGAGAGCAGGUUCCGAACCCUCGAUCCGAAUCAGGCACACCUCUUCUUCAUACCAAUCUCUUAUCAUAAGAUGUGUGGCAAGGUAAACAUUUUCAGUGUUUUUUGCUUUUUGCAAUGUCUUUGGAUUAUUUUAACUAACUGUAUUUACAAGAAUGUGUAGCACUUUGUUGGAUAGGGGAGCGUUGUCAUUUUUUUAAGUGGUAGUUACUAUUGAGAUCUGAGAAGGUUGUGGCAUUUGGUUGAUGUCUUAGUGCCACUAGCUGUCUUGUUAUGGUAAUAUGUUAAUAAUGGUAAUGAAUGGUUUUUUAAGGAUUAAUUUGUAAAUAAGGAAUAAGGAUAUGGCAAAGUGUUUGAACUUUGUUUCGGAUAUGCGGUAUUAGCACCGUUCUUCACUUGUUUCUUCAAAUGGGAGGCUGCAAAAGCUGCAAUGCUUGGAAAUUCAUUUCAAAGGAAGCUUACAAUCUUGAGAAAUGGGGGUACUCCACCAGUGGUUAAACCAAAACGAAGACCAUCUUUACAAUAUGGUGAUAAGUGCCAGCGUUCCUCGCGCAGCAUGUCUAUUAGUCCUACUCUUGAACGUGUUCAUGUCAGGGGCCGGUCGCCAGCAUUUAACGCUAUAGCAUCCACUUUUGAGAAGCCUAAAGAUAUGAACCUUUCAAACCCACCUCCAAUUGUGAGAAAAGUGUAUCCAAAAUCAGGGACAGCAAACUUGAAUACUCUUUCUCUUGGUCUUGGAUCUAAGUCUUUAGCCAUAGCUCGGCUUACUUCUAGUUUUGAAAUGCCUUCAAAACGGGGAAAGUUGAUACCUCAGUCGCUUAGAGUGACUUCCAAUACACUCAAAUCAAACCCAAAAAGAAGUGAUAGUGAGGAUUCUAUGAGCAGCAGAUUAGAAUCUCUUACAGAGGAAGAUGCAAAAGAAGGUGAAGCUGACGAUGAUGAAGGACUCCCAGUUUAUCUGUAUGAUAGCGUUAACACAGCUUCUACCAAUCUAGUACCAGACAUUGAUGUGACUAAACGAGAGGUAUAAGUUUUUUCUUAAGGUGAUUCAAAGAUGAUAGCUAAGAUGUUACACAUAUUAUAUUAAGCAGUUUAGUCAAACAUAUUAAACCAUCUAACAGUUCUCAGCUAUCAUCUUCAUAUAAAAUCACCUUCAUCUUAGUCACCUUUUCUUAAUACCUUCAAAACUGUAUUUAUAAGAUUUAUUCAUUUUGGUUCUUACUUGUUUGAACUACAUGCAUGCAGGCUUAUCUGUCAGCAAUAGAGUUCAAAGAAAAACUUGGCAUGACGAAGACUGAAUUUUACAAGUUGCCGAAAUGGAAACAAAACAAACUCAAAGUGACCGUUCAAUUGUUCUAAGGUUUACAUUAUACUUUGCCUCGUGUUGAUUCAAUGCAGUUCAAGUUACAGGUAGAAGGAAACUUUUCCUGUCACUGUCUACAUAUUUUUUAACUUCCACAUUGUUGUCUGUGCUCUUUUUCUUAUACACCUCAGAUAUGCUAUCUAUUAUGUAGUGAUAAACUGGCAUGGAUUGAAAGGAACAUCAUCGGUGUUUUUUUAACAUAGCUGCUUCUGCUCUUCCCAAGAUGGAUUUCAUGAUGUAGAGAGAAACCGGAGAUUUUCCACCAUUCUCCACCUUUAUUUGUAGUGGUUUGAUGAUGUGCAGAGUUUCUUUCUUUGUUGAGAACUGCUUGAGGUUACCUUUAUUGAGUUUUCUCUAACCAUUCUUUCAUUCAUUAUUAAUUUUGGUGAAGCAAUUUUGAGCUUGCAAUAUGAUAAUAUCUUAGGUUGUAUUGAUAAUUGAGGAUAAAAUUUGUACAGCAGAGUGUAUAAACCACUCAAGUUAUUUAUUUUGCAAAUAAAAGUAUCAUCUUUUUCUC
Molecule: messenger RNA, 2427 nt
Organism: Arachis ipaensis
Lineage: Eukaryota; Viridiplantae; Streptophyta; Magnoliopsida; Fabales; Fabaceae
Source: RefSeq, a predicted model, not a curated record